Nothobranchius furzeri (turquoise killifish) is the source of this 2282-nucleotide messenger RNA. RefSeq names its product G protein-coupled receptor 37a (gene gpr37a). Gene Ontology annotation, molecular function: prosaposin receptor activity; G protein-coupled peptide receptor activity. The record is from RefSeq and is a predicted model, not a curated record. Gene Ontology annotation, biological process: positive regulation of MAPK cascade; adenylate cyclase-inhibiting G protein-coupled receptor signaling pathway. Gene Ontology annotation, cellular component: signaling receptor complex; plasma membrane. NCBI's taxonomy places the organism in Eukaryota, Metazoa, Chordata, Actinopteri, Cyprinodontiformes, Nothobranchiidae.
CUCUCUCCUUGUCUCACUGAGCUCAUCCCGGGUCCCACAGAACAGUCCGAACGCGGACCAUCACCUCUUGGACAGCCAGGUCCAACCAAGGGUGGAUCUGUUUGACCUCGUAAGGCAUUAGGACGAAAGAAAUCCCCGCUAAGAUUUCAAAGUUCGGUUUAAUCCGAGCCGGAAAUGGGUCGGUUCCCGGUCUAGACGGAACCACGAUGCUGCCUCAGCAGCUGCUCUGGUUGCUGCUGAGUAGCCAAGUUGUCUCCAGUCCGCUGCAGAGACGGGAGGCAAACGGCGCUCCGGGCCCUCAUCAGGAAUUCGCCCCCGUCUUGGAGAGUGCGCACAGCCGGAGAUGGCGCAGUUGGCACCACGGUCUGGGUGCGCGAGAUCCCGGUGCGCGCGACUUGUGGCGUGAUGCUGAGAUCCCGGGUCGACUAGAGCUGCUGAGGUUUGGGGGGUCCCAGGUGUCUGUGCGUAAAAGUGACUCCUUUAAUGGAACGAGGCGCAUCCGGCCCGUUCGAGGAUAUUUACGCACGGAAAGUUUGACAGAUGAGACUGGAAAUGGCGGAUAUAGUCCGGAAGGAUACCCGAGACUAACUCCGCAUGGACUAGAACCCACGGUGAGCCAUAGUGGUGAACACAAGCUGAGGUUCGAGCGGGAUACGAAACCCGUCCUAACGCGGCGGAGCGAGGCACUCCCCGCUGCCCUAGCGCAGGAGCAGGAGACCGGAUUCCCUCGGGUGUUUAACACCAGUGACUAUGAGGAGGAGCAGUACCCUCUACCGCACAUCCCCGACACCACGCCGCUCGUGCCCGUGAACCCGCGGACCAGACGCAGGCAGGUGAAGAACCCGUUCUACCCGCUGGGCGCGGAGGCGUACGGCGCCUACGCGGUGAUGGUGGUGUCCGCCCUCAUCUUCGGCGUGGGGAUCAUCGGGAACGUGUCGCUCAUGUGCAUCGUGUGUCACAACUACUACAUGAGGAGCAUCUCCAACUCUCUACUGGCCAAUCUGGCGCUCUGGGACUUCCUCGUGGUCUUCUUCUGCCUGCCGCUCGUGGUGUUUCACGAGCUGACCAAGAGCUGGCUGCUGGGAGAGUUCUCCUGCAGGAUCAUUCCCUACCUGGAGGUGGCAUCUCUUGGGGUGACAACAUUCACUCUGUGCGCUCUGUGCAUUGAUCGUUUUCGUGCAGCCACCAAUGUGAAGCUAUACUACGAGAUGAUUGAGAACUGGGUAUCCACCACAGCAAAGCUUGCGGUCAUCUGGGUCGGUGCUCUUCUGCUGGCUUUGCCUGAACUGCUGAUCCAACAGCUGGUCACUGAAGACAGCGACUCGCCUGAUGUGUCGCCCUGCGAACGCUGCACGGUUCGAAUCUCCACCGAGUUACCUGACACACUUUAUGUCCUGGGGCUAACCUAUGAUGGUGCACGCCUCUGGUGGUACUUUGGUUGUUAUUUCUGCUUACCCACGCUGUUCACCAUCUGCAGCUCGCUGGCCACGGCGAGCAAGAUACGUCACGCUGAGCGGGCAUGCGUACGAGGAAGCAAGAAGCAAAUCCAGCUGGAAAGCCAGAUGAACUGUGCUGUGGUGGCUUUGGCCAUCCUCUAUGGCUUCUGCAUCAUCCCAGAGAACAUCUGCAACAUCAUCAGUGCAUACAUGGCGGCCAGCGUUCCAAGGAGAACUCUGGACAUCCUGCAUCUGGUCAGCCAGAUGCUGCUCUUCUGCAAGUCUGCACUGACCCCAGUGCUGCUGUUCUGCUUGUGUCAGCCGUUCAACAAAGCCUUUCUGGAAUGUUGUUGCUGCUGCUGCGAUGAGUGCGGCUCAACUCGUUCUCCUGCUAGUGCCACCAGCGAUAUGGACGAGUGUGCCACCACGGAGCUGGAGUUGUCUCCAUUCAGCACCAUUCACAGGGAGCCCUCCACCUCUGCUGCCUACUCUGUUGUGGGGACACACUGCUGAGGUCAAAGGUUAAAGGGAAGCAGGGCGUUGUUAUCAGAGACAUGUUUGGGGUAGACGUAGACCCACAGUACCACGCUGCUUUUUCUGAGCAACCCAACAAGGUUGUGUCCAUUCAGUGUUUACAGAGAUGAUAUCUGUGAGAAUACAGUCAGUAUUAGUUCUUUAUAAGUAGACUCAGCUUUUAAUGACAUCAGCAGUAUUUCCACUGGAGCUUUCAUCACCACUGAAAGCUGAAAGUUCUGCUCGUUGUUUCUGUUUAGUUCUCACAAUAUGAGAAUACUGUUAUAGAUUCAUGUGAAUUUCUGAAUCAUAAAGUGAUUUCUGUUUCUGACA